AUGGAUGAGAAGCCAUCGAGUGAUAUUUACUGGGAAUACACAAAUGGGCUCGAGAACUUCUUGAAAUUGCAUUCUUACCCUCCAAUCACAUGGAUUUCUCUGAAUAAAUCACAGGAAGAUAAAAGUUUCGAGGACAGAAUUCUCUCAGUUGCGAAUUUGGGAUGUCAAGGAUACAUAGUUGCGACUCCAAGGGUUAAGGACUUUAUCACACUGAAAUACAACGUUACGCAGAAGUCAAUUCUACACCGUCGGAAUGACUAUUUCAUCUUUCUUCUUGAUGACCAAGACGGCAGCCUCACGCAAGAGAUCCUUCAUCAUAGUGCAAUGAAACUAUAUCCAUCACACUUAAUAGUGAGAAACUCCAAAAAUGGAACCUUUGACUUGAUAACACAGAAAUUUGUCAGUAAUUUCAAUAAUGAAGAGGGCAUGCUGCUAGAUAUUCUUCAAAAGGACGGUUCCUUGAAAGAAAAUGCUGCAAUAUUCCCUGACAAAUUGAAUAACUUGCAAGGCAGGGACAUUCCGAUGGGCACUCACACUUAUCUCCCGUAUUCAGUCAUACAGAAAGCUCCAUAUAAUGGGAACAAAGGAAAUGUUGAUGAAUUGGGUGAAGAUCAACCAAAGACUUUGUUUAUUGAUGGAACUGAAGCAAUAAUGGUGAUUGAAUUCAGCCGACUCAAGAAUUUCACUAUGAAAUUCAAAAUGUUUGGAAUUGAGGAGUUCGGAUCUAUUUAUGCCAACGGCACAGGAGAAGGUAUACUUGGAAAUAUUUACCUAAAAAAUAUUGAUUUUGGGUUUGGCUGCACGUCAUUGUGGUAUUACGAACUGUUGGAUUACUCUCACGUAAACGCUGCAUCCACUGUAGUUCUUAUCAUUCCCGCUGCUAAAAUGUUACCCCCAGCUAUAGCACCAUUACUGCCCUUCACAUGGAAAGUUUGGCUGGGAAUAACGCUUACAAUUCUUAUAGACAUCCUCGUUUACUAUUGGCUCGGAUGGCACUCAUUGAAAGAGUCAGGCAAGGAGUCAAGUUGGAGCUCUGCAAUGCUGAUUGUCGGAGGAAUUUACCUUCAACAGUGCAUUCCGGAUACGAAGAAAGACUCUUCAGUGCGAGGUCUCGUAGCUAUUCUCCUCGUUUCUAGUCUCGUCUUGGGAAAUUCAUAUGGUGGAGCCCUGUCCAGUGUCCUCACGGUGCCAUCAUACGAAGACUCAGUUGACACUGUUCGAAAAAUUGUGGAUAAAGGAUAUAAAUGGGGAGGACCGUCACUCGCUUGGGUUAACACUAUAAUGCGAGCAGAAGAUCCUGAUUAUCAGGCAUUAAUCAAGAACUUUGAAGUCCAUCCAGUGGAAAAGCUCCGAGAGCUAUCAUUCAGACAUGACUAUGGAUUAGCAUUUGAAAAGACAACUUCUGGAAGAUAUGCUUUUGGCCCUCAUAUCAAACUGGAUGUUCUGGAUCAUUUCGAGCUUUUUAAGAAAUUCCUCUUCUUCGAAUGGAGCACACCUAAUGCUGUUAGAGGAUGGCCAUUGAUGGAAUACUUCAACAAGCACCUCCUCGAAGUCCUUCAGCAUGGACUUUUUGAUUUUUGGGAACGGAGGAGCACAGCGAAAUACUUCGAUGUGACGACUGAACUCGUUCUUCAGCACAUCGCCAGCGGUCAUCACAUGAAUCCAGGUGUUAUUGAGCUGCAGGUUUCCCAUAUUUCAGGAGCUCUUUUUGUCUUAGCCAUGGGACUUUUGAUCGCUUUUCUUGUCUUUCUCGUGGAACUUCUAGCGUUUCAUUAUCAUAAGCGUCACUAAAUACCACAGUAGGAAUGACCUUAUCACUAUCUUAAUCUAAGAUUAUGAAUCACGAAGCUUAUUGGAUGAUACAAAUCACAUUGCAUAUGGACGGAAAAGCAGAUUAUUAUCACUUUAAGCACUUGAUAAGGAGAAAUAGAAUUGGAAAAUUCCUUUGAAAAAUUUCUAUGGAGCAUUUUGAGAAAGAAAACUGAUGC
Phlebotomus argentipes is the source of this 1988-nucleotide messenger RNA. RefSeq lists its product as uncharacterized. NCBI's taxonomy places the organism in Eukaryota, Metazoa, Arthropoda, Insecta, Diptera, Psychodidae. The transcript has 5 exons. The record is from RefSeq and is a predicted model, not a curated record. Gene Ontology annotation, cellular component: membrane. Bases 1 to 1791 code for a protein of 596 amino acids. Gene Ontology annotation, molecular function: ligand-gated monoatomic ion channel activity.